AUGUGUGAUUGCGAGAAUUCACGACCUUCCAAGAUGCAACGGAUCGAAGGCGAAGCCUCGCAAGAGGUGAAGAACAGUCACGAGGCUGUGGACAACUCGAGCGCUGUAUCAAGAACGCGGGUGGCAAAUCAGGCGCAGGACAAUGUGCAGCCCUUUGGUGCUUCUCGCUACAGCGACUUUUUGAGCAACGUAUCCAACUUUAAGAUUAUUGAGUCGACGCUCCGUGAAGGUGAGCAGUUUGCCAACGCUUUCUUCGACACGGAGACCAAGAUCCGCAUCGCUAAAGCUCUGGACAACUUUGGUGUGGACUGCAUUGAAUUGACGUCGCCCGCCGCGUCGGAGCAGAGCCGCAAAGACUGUGAGGCCAUUUGCAAGCUUGGCCUGCGCUGCAAGGUCAUUACGCAUAUUCGUUGCCACAUGGACGAUGCUCGUAUCGCCGUGGAAACCGGUGUGGAUGGUGUGGACGUUGUCAUGGGUACUUCCAAGUUCCUGCGUGAAUAUUCACACGGAAAGGAUAUGACAUACAUCACGAAGGCGGCUGUCGAGGUCAUUAGCUUCGUGAAGAGCAAGGGUAUUGAGAUCCGUUUCUCGACGGAAGACUCGUUCCGUUCGGACCUGGUGGAUCUGCUGAGCAUCUACCAGGUCGUCGACAAGGUCGGUGUGAACCGUGUGGGCAUUGCCGACACGGUCGGUGUGGCGAACCCGCGCCAGGUGUACGACUUGGUGCGCACGCUCCGUGGUGUAGUGGGCUGUGAUAUUGAGUGCCACUUCCACAACGACACGGGUUGUGCCAUCGCUAACGCAUACACGGCUCUCGAAGCUGGUGCUACGCAUAUCGACACUUCCGUGCUGGGUAUCGGUGAGCGAAAUGGUAUCCCAAGUCUGGGUGGCUUUAUCGCUCGUAUGUACGCAGCCAACCGUGAGUAUGUCAUGAGCAAGUACAACCUCAAGGCGCUCCGUGACGUCGAAGAUCUUGUGGCUGAUGCUGUGCAGGUGCAGAUUCCCUUCAACAACCCUGUCACCGGAUACUGCGCGUUCACGCACAAGGCUGGUAUCCACGCCAAGGCUAUUCUGGCCGAGCCGAAAACGUACGAGAUUAUCACGCCUGAGGACUUUGGUAUGAAUCGCUACGUGCAUAUUGGCUCUCGCCUCACGGGCUGGAACGCUGUGAAGAGCCGCUCGAAGCAGCUGGGUCUGGAGCUCACGGACGAUCAAGUCAAGGCUGCGACGAACCGUAUCAAGGUCAUGGCGGAUAUCAAGGACCAGACGAUGGAAGAUGUCGACGCCGUGCUGCAUGUGUUCCACCGCGCGAUCAAGAAUGGCCAGGAUGUAGGCCAUGACUCGACGUUCAACCGUCUCUUCCAGCAGCACAUUGAGGCCCGCGGCACGGACGCGAUUGCUGAGGAAGAAGCCGAGGCGCAGGCAGCGAAGUAG
Malassezia restricta is the source of this 1434-nucleotide messenger RNA. Its product is annotated as homocitrate synthase. The transcript has a single exon. Gene Ontology annotation, molecular function: homocitrate synthase activity. Lineage: Eukaryota; Fungi; Basidiomycota; Malasseziomycetes; Malasseziales; Malasseziaceae. Gene Ontology annotation, cellular component: mitochondrion. Bases 1 to 1434 code for a protein of 477 amino acids. The record is from RefSeq and is a predicted model, not a curated record.